Molecule: messenger RNA, 2323 nt
Organism: Coniophora puteana RWD-64-598 SS2
Lineage: Eukaryota; Fungi; Basidiomycota; Agaricomycetes; Boletales; Coniophoraceae
Exons: 1
Coding region: 324-2189 (621 amino acids)
Source: RefSeq, a predicted model, not a curated record
CGCAACGGCUAUGGUCGACGUCCACCUCUCGUCAACCUCAACCAUGGUAAAAACUCUGGCGGUACAAUGGUGGGCUGUAGCACGAGAAAUCGCAUCCUCUUUUUCGGCGGCGACGUCUCUCGCGAUCUUGGUAUGUUUGGAAGGAAUGCUGAAGGCACGGCACCGCUGGUUCGACUUUCGCCAUUGCCCGUCCGUCAGCCUUCUGGGUGCCAGCCGCUCAGCGCUCAGUUCAAACGACUCGACCUCUUCGCACAGACUAUCCUAUCCAAACAUCCUAGUAUCUUUUCUUUGUCUCUGAGCCCCCGUACAAGACGCCUCCCCUCAUGGUCUCCACCGGCCUGCACCCGGACGCCCACCAGCUGCAACCUCCGAACCAUCGUGGCAGGUUCAUGCGCGUCAGGCUUCGCGACGCUAACGGUACCGCGCCCUCGGGUCCUAGCCAGCUCGCGUCGAGUCCAUCCUACGCUAGCUUGUCUACGGACACUUCGAACAGCUCUCCAGGACCGCAGCCGCUCUCCGCGACUUCUCCUCCCUCGAGCACGCUUCCACACCCCGCCGACUCAAGCUCUAGCCCAAGUCCGCCCGUGCCCAGCGGAUAUCAGCCUGAUGAUCCCAACCAAAUAGGAGCCUCUGCCAUCGUCAUCGUCGUCCUCGCCGCUGUUCUCUUGGCUGCUGUCGUCGGCUCCCAGCUAUACAGAAGGAAAGGCAACGGCGCGACCGCCGCUUCCCUCAGGUGCUGCCUCGCCCGCCCUAAGCCCUUUCCUCCACAUGCACCCCCCGCCGAUUCCGAUUCAAAGGAGCUCAAGGCCCCGAACUCAAAGACCCUUUCUCCGACGACGACAGCUGUCCCCUCCUCAGCUAGCAUCACCAGUAGCCCCUUAUCGGCCGCUCCAAACACACCGACACCGACGCCCCCAGCGGCGCGGGACAUCUUCCACCACCAGUCCGCGUCCACGAGGCGCUCGGACUCGGCCGCGUCUCUCCUACGCAAAAAAGCCGCGUCGCUCUUGCCGGGCAGCCGCUUCACGGAGGUCGAGGACAGCGUCUCGCACACGAUCACGCUGCGCGCGCUGCAGGCUGCGAACCCGUCUAGCUGGACGACGGCCUCGUCGUGUCUCUCGGAGGCGCAGUACUUGAACUUCCACGACGGCGAUGAUGAUUUCUGUGUCGUGGGCUUUGGGACUGCUGCUGCUGCUGCUGCUGGUGUUGGUGUUGAUGUUGAUAUCGCCACUACUGCUGGGAGCCCCCGGCCGCACGAACGAACGGGGAGCCAGACGGCCAGCGAGAUCGCAGUUCGCCUUGGGCAGGCGUUCCACGCGACUACAUCGGCUUCUUUGUCUUCUUCGUCUACGACUGCGUCUGGGUCGCUGGAGGGCGACAUUCAGCCCGAGCCCCACUCGAGCCUGAGCAGGCCUUCGCACGAGGGCUCGCGGCGGGGGUCGUUCCUGAGCAUGUGCACGCAGGAGCUCGACGACCGCGGUAUGGACCGGGCGGAGGCCGGGGACACACCGUGGACGCUGCCGGCGCUUGAUCGGACGUACUUUGGCACGGAGCGCGAAGAGGCGGAUGGAUCGUUCGUCUCUACGCUCGAAGGCGAGCCGCCGACUCCGCGGACGCUCGUGGGCCAUCCUACUCCCCGCUAUCAUCAUCACCGUCUUUCUACGGCUGAGAACUCGCCUCGAACACUCGGAUACGACUCGCCCUCGGCACGCACGUUCGUCCAGCCGACGUCGCCUUCGCCCUCUGGCGGAGGCGGUGGUAGCGGCAGCGGCAUGAGCCCGAGCAAGUCCAUAAGCCACAUCUCGUUCGGCAUGGACUCGUGGGACGGCGGCCACUCCGCCGAGAACGAGAACGACGACUGCGCGUCGACGCGCGACGCCGUGGUGCUGUACGAGUUCAAGCGCGCGCAGACGCGCAGCGUGCAGCUCCAAGCCGAGCGCGCGCACCUCGUCUCUGUCGGCUCGCCCGACCGUACCCAAGCUACGGACGGCGACAGCAGCGUUGGCCUGCUCUCGGUGUCGCCGCCCUCCGGUGCUAGGGAGCCGAGCUCGGAUCUGUUGGAUGCGCUGGAGACGGGCGGCGGCGGGGGUGUUAGCGUCUUUAGGGAGUGUAUGUCUUCCGGGACGUUGACGUCUAGCUUCAGUCUGGGCGACUUUCCGCUGCCGCCGACGCGUAUUCCGACGAUGUGAAUUUUGGUGGCUGGUUCUGGAUGGUUCGUCCGUAUUUUUUUUUGCCUUUUCUUCAGACCACAUGCACGAGCGCCGAUCGUUCCUACAUCUACUAUACCAUUUACAUGCCAGUGUGAUACUACUGUUUCUUUUAC